Symbiodinium pilosum is the source of this 330-nucleotide messenger RNA. Lineage: Eukaryota; Dinophyceae; Suessiales; Symbiodiniaceae. The record is from the annotation of a GenBank genome assembly.
GCCUCGGCGGAGGGCCAGUCUUGGAACACUACACUUCGCCUGGCAGCCUCCGCGGGUGCCAUCGCGGUGGCCACUGCAGGUGCAGAGCCCAGUUUGCCUACUCGCACUGCCUGUGAUGCCCUGGCGUUUGGGGCGACACCCAGGUCACAGCUUGAUGAAGAGCGGUGCCAGGCACAUCCAGAAGUACAGAUCCAGAGCCCAGCGAAACUCCACUUUUCCUCGCGGCUGAACUCAAUGAAAGCAAGGUUGGACCUCUGGAGAGGUUCCAUUGACACCUUGGGCCUGGUGGAGCGGCAGGGCACCGUCAAAGGCAACCUGACCUGGCUUUAG